CACUCGUUGACUGCGGUGAGAGAGAGGCAUGGCAGCAAGUGAAGCUGGUGCAUGACCUCAUGUCCUAAAGAAACGAGAAUAUAUUUAAAUAGUGAACUUCAUUUGUUGGGCUUUAUAUGUUAGUUUCGUGAAUUUGAUAGUAGUUGUUUAUCGCGUCUUUUCGGGUUGUGUUACUUUGUUAGCAGAGAAGGUACAGUAAGAUAACUGUAGCAUGCUAACAGCUAAAGUCAAAGUUAUCACCACACAGUUGAGGCUUAAACACAAUGUAAGAAUCUAACUUUGCUUUGUAUGAGGUCGUGGCGAAUGGUUCUAGCGGUCAAACAUAGUAUUAAACAUCGUGAACCCAUUAGGAAUUAAACAUCAAGGGUUUCCUCAUGAAGACAGUUUCUUUCGUACAAAAACACGUCAAAUUUGACUCAUUUUCAAGGCCAGGCCGGUUUGUUUUUGGAGCCGAAUGACAAAUGACAGUCUGCCGUAAAAUCUGUCGCGCUGUUUUGCAAUUUUUCAAGAAGCUGUUGAACUUAAUCACAAUGCGACGACUUUUGAUGAGAGUCCUAAACCGAGUUCUGCUGAGCGAUACGUUUGCACCAACAAUGGGCGUCGAAGCAGAGAUACACACACAAGGCCGCCGAAAACUGGUGGUGGGGCUCGGUAACCCAGGGAUGGAGGAUACCAGACACAGCGUCGGCAUGGCGGUGCUUGGUGCGCUGGCCGCCCGGCUGGGUUUGGCGGACCGUUGGCGUGGCGACAAGAAUGUGUCGGGUGAGGUCAUCUUGUCCGAGCUGCCGCACACGCAUGUGGUGCUGCUCCGUCCCAAGCUGCUCAUGAAUGUCAACGGAGUAUCAGUGGCCAAAGCAGCUGGUAAAUAUGGCAUCAAGCCUGAAGACAUCCUGCUGGUCCAUGAUGAACUAGACAAGCCUCUGGGGAAAAUCGCUAUGAAGCAUGGAGGGAGCGCCAGAGGCCACAAUGGAGUCCGCUCCUGUGUCGAUUGUCUCCAGACUGAUGUGAUGCCCAGACUUCGGGUCGGUAUUGGCCGGCCGUCAGGGAAAACGCCGGUGGACCGCCACGUUCUGAGCCGGUUUACCUCUGAAGAACAGAAGGUUCUGGACUCUGUUGUGGUCCAGAGUGUGGACCUCCUCCUCUCCCAGCUCUCCCAGCAGGACACCCAGUCCCCCUCCUCACCAAAAGGGGGCAGACAAGCAGCACUGAAGAGGAAGGAGAGGGAACCCUCAGCCUCUCCAGAUAUUGGCGGUGAAACCAGCAGCCAGAAUCACAUCAACCUGAUUGUUGAUUCUGAAAAUGGUUUCAGUCAGAUUUGCUGACAAGCUUUUGCUCUGGUAAAGAAAUGAUUGAUAGCUGAUGCAAACAGAUAACUGUAUGCCUGUUAGGCCACUGUGUUUGCUUCAUGCAGAUUUAUGAACUCUGAUGACUGAACUGACUAAAGGGUUAUUGCUGGGAAUCCUGAGGAGGCCACAGAGAUCCCUGUGAAGCCAGACAUAUGGAUUAACAGAAAGAUCUACUGUUCUGACAUUUAAGUGCAUAUACAUUAAACAAAAUAAAAAAUAUAGUGAUAACCAUUUUAAUAUAA
This is a messenger RNA of Mugil cephalus (flathead mullet), 1588 nucleotides long. It is a transcript of the gene ptrh1, whose product is annotated as peptidyl-tRNA hydrolase 1 homolog. Lineage: Eukaryota; Metazoa; Chordata; Actinopteri; Mugiliformes; Mugilidae. Bases 462 to 1322 code for a protein of 286 amino acids. Gene Ontology annotation, molecular function: peptidyl-tRNA hydrolase activity. The transcript has 6 exons. The record is from RefSeq and is a predicted model, not a curated record.